AUGGGCACCAAAAUUGUGAAACACAACCCAGACACAAAACUUCGAAGCAAAACUGCGCUUGACACGACCUUCCUUGUGAAAGGAUCUACUCCGUUUGUUUCUGCUGUCAAGAGAAUUGACAGAAUGCUUGAAAAAUUCGACACCAAUGGAACCGGUUAUCGAAAGUAUCAGCUGGGAGAGUACAAAAAGGUGAGGUUUCUCACCAUAAAGGGAAUGGGUAAAGCUAUAGAUACGGUGGUGUCUUUGGGUCUUCACUACAAGCACAAGAAGCAGUACAAAGUGGACGUGAAAACAGGAACCGUGGAGGUGCUAGAUGAGCUCAGGAAACCGCUGGAAUACUCGACCAAAGAGAGUGAUGACGAGGAGUCAGAGUUCAAGAAAAGAAGUGCAAGCUAUGUAGAUGUGAAAAUCUGGCUCAAAAGAAACACAUGA
Candidozyma auris is the source of this 432-nucleotide messenger RNA. RefSeq names its product ribonuclease P/MRP protein subunit POP7. Gene Ontology annotation, cellular component: nucleolar ribonuclease P complex; ribonuclease MRP complex. The record is from RefSeq and is a predicted model, not a curated record. Bases 1 to 432 code for a protein of 143 amino acids. The transcript has a single exon. Gene Ontology annotation, molecular function: RNA binding. Gene Ontology annotation, biological process: tRNA 5'-leader removal; rRNA processing; nuclear-transcribed mRNA catabolic process, RNase MRP-dependent. Lineage: Eukaryota; Fungi; Ascomycota; Pichiomycetes; Serinales; Metschnikowiaceae.